AUGACGAGCAGAAAACGACCACCGACAAAACUUCGAGCUAUUACUAUUGAACCAAAUUAUGUGAAUAGAGAUGGCUCAGCCUUAUUUAAAUUUGGCGACUCUGCUGUCGUAUGUUCAGUAAACGGACCGACUGAAGUUAAAUUACGUGAUGAGAAAGUGGAUAAAGCAACAAUCGACGUAAUAUUUAAACCUUUAGUUGGUUUACCUGGUACUAAGGAUAAAACACAUGAAUAUAUUAUACGUUCGACAGUUGAAAGUGUCAUUAAAUCAAAUCUUUAUCCAAGAACAUUGAUCCAAAUUGUGUGCCAAGUAAUGAUGGAUGAUGGAAACAUUUUAGCAACAGCAAUAAAUGCAACAACAUUUGCUCUAAUGAAUGCCGGUGUUGAAAUGAAAGAUAUUGCCGUAGCUGUUGCUUGUAUUGUGAAUCAAGACGGGAAUAUAUUGGUUGAUCCAAAAUUACGAGAGGUCGAGAAAGCCCAGUCUUAUCACACAUUUGCAUUUAGCAAAACAACAUUUGGAUUAUUAUUUUGUGAGUCUACAGGAUUAUUCACUGAGAAACAGUACUUUGAGUGCUACGCACUUUGUAAAGUUGCUGCACAAGAAAUAAUAGAUGAGAUUCGCGUGAAAAUUCAAUCGGAUUUCAUCUAA
This is a messenger RNA of Cetraspora pellucida, 648 nucleotides long. NCBI's taxonomy places the organism in Eukaryota, Fungi, Glomeromycota, Glomeromycetes, Diversisporales, Gigasporaceae. The record is from the annotation of a GenBank genome assembly.